This is a messenger RNA of Aureobasidium namibiae CBS 147.97, 2436 nucleotides long. RefSeq lists its product as uncharacterized. The coding region runs from base 1 to 2436 and encodes 811 amino acids. NCBI's taxonomy places the organism in Eukaryota, Fungi, Ascomycota, Dothideomycetes, Dothideales, Saccotheciaceae. The transcript has 3 exons. The record is from RefSeq and is a predicted model, not a curated record.
AUGCCUCCCAAGAAAGUCAAGAAGACUGGCGAUAAAGCACCGCCCAAGCGUACAGCCAGAGCAACAGCAAAGAAAACAGCUACGGGCGGCAAGAGAAAGCGUACCGAUGAAGACAAGGAAGACAGCACGCCAGCAGGAACCAAGAAGCCCAAGCUCUCACCGAAGAGUGCCAGGGAAACUAAACUGGAGGAGUAUUUGAAGGUCAGAAUCAAGGACCUGGGGUUCAACGUGGAACCCAUCAAGGGCCAUGAACCGGAUGACGAAGACGAAGAUGAACCUGACGAGGACUGGGCUUCAACAUCUCGUCUGCGUCAACGCUGCGAUGAUCGACUUGACGACAUAGAAGAGGCCAUCCGUACCAUUGGUCGCGAAAAGUUCCCGGCGUACGAUAUCCCAGAGCACAAGAGCGACGAGACUCGUCAAGAAAAGCGAAAGAAGAACGAGGGUAUCCAAGACGAUCAAGAGAUCGAGCCAAUUGUAGAAAAGAAGCGGGUCAAGCCCUCCACAAACUUCCCCAAAGGCAAGAAAUACGUACCCGCGAAGAAGUUGGGACAACUUGUGAAGCAACUUGAGCAGCAGUUUGGGGACGAGUUGGCCAAGCGUAGGGUCCAGUACCCCCACGACGUAAGUCUUGCUAAGUAUUCUUCCAAGAGCGCCAAAGAGGCGGAAGAGGCAGCAGAAGCUAGAGGAAAAUCCCCAAAGUUGACCAGAUCUCCCGAUAAACAGUGGAAUAAGCAUGGACUUUCGCUUCGAGAAUUGCUUGAUCUAUACAACCGUCAUGGCUCACAAACCCCAGCCCCUGUUCACGACGACCUCGUCAACAAAUGUAAACAAUACGGACUCAGCACUGUUGGAAACCUCUGGGAUCUGGAAAAGGCCAUACUCAUGUACGAGCUUGCAAGCAAACAACGCAUGCAUGGAUUGCCCCAGGAAGCUAUCAACAAAAUCAUAUCUGCUCUUGGCGACAUUGAGGCUCCGAAUGGCACCGAGGAAGACAAGGGCAGUGACGAUGACGAUGGUGGGAAAGACAAGUCAAAGGGGGCCAGUGUCUCGCCCAAGGGUGACAAAACUGGCGAUACAGAAAAAGAUGGAUCCAAAGAUGGCAAGGAUGACGGCAAGAAGGGUGACAAGAAGAACGACAAGGAUACUGGAGCUGCGAAGAAGCCGAUCAAGAAAAGCACAAGAUCGAGCAAGAAGACGGAUCCCAUGCUCGAAGACAGCAAACUCAUCAACCAGAAGGAGAUAACUAUCACGGAUGGUGGUCAAAACCAAAGGUUUACUCAGACGAACGUCUCUGGAGCUUCAAACCGUUGCAUGUGGCACGCGAUCCAAUUGCUUUGGAUGGGAAGACAAAAAGCAUCGGGCAGAAAACUUGUGGAUCAAUACCCCGUCAACGACAGAGUGAAUAAUCUUUGGGAUGCGGUCAUGCACCCUACUGAGGGAACUACAAAUCCGGCACGCCAGGCAAGGCGGAGACUCUACACUGCGAUGCAGCAGAAUAGCACUAGUGCUGAAGGGGGCUCACUAGAGAGGCGUAUCCGCAACAGGCAGUUGGGUGACCUCGAUAUGCUCCAACUGGUCGCAGAUGCAUUGGAUAUCGAAAUCUUCGCCUACUGUCCAACGCACAAUGACGAUGGUACAACAUGGCACAGAUAUGUGAGAGGCGAGCCACAGACCGAUCCCGCGCGUCAAAUUCAUCUUGUGUCCUAUCUGAGUGUCGUUCACUGGACGGCUUUGCGACCAAUUGGAGAUGGAUCUAUCAACUUGCCUGCUUUGACACAAGCAAAUAGAGAUCCACUCUCGGGCAUGGGUCCGGGCAUAACUGUUUCAUCACUCACACGCCUCCAACCUGGAGAUGAGGAUAACACGGAUCUUCGACCGGAGGAUGAGCAUGACGCUGUCGAAGAUGGACACGUCGCAGACAUGACCGAAGAGGAAGAGGAGGAAGACGACGACCCUGAAGAUGAGGAAGCCGGGGAAGAAGACGAAGGCGAAGACGAAGGCAAAGACGAAGAUGGUGCUGAUGGAGGUACGGGGGAUGGUGGCCCACCUCCACCCCCAGCUGCUGGAGCCACAGUUGCCGCUACUUCGACUGCUGCCAAAAGACAGUCAUCGCCGAGAAGAUCGUCCCCGUCGGACCGCAGCGUGAUAAUCAUAUCCUCGGACCCUUCCGCUCCGAGCCCACCAGGAUCCCAGAGACGGGCAAGGAGACGAGCACGCUCCAGGUCAAACAGUCAAUCACGCAGUACAUCUCGGCCCCAAGGCGUACGAAAGAACGCUCACACCUCGCAACCAUUGAGCAUCAAAGCACAGAAGAGAAACACAAAAGCCCUUCGCAAAAUCUUCGAGAAAUACCUUGUCGCAAUGCCCAGCCCUUACAGUAUGGGAGGUGCCAUAAGAUCGCCCUAUCCAAGUUCGGCCGUCUUUUGUGCUUAG